Phytophthora nicotianae INRA-310 is the source of this 921-nucleotide messenger RNA. RefSeq lists its product as hypothetical. Bases 1 to 801 code for a protein of 266 amino acids. The transcript has 2 exons. NCBI's taxonomy places the organism in Eukaryota, Oomycota, Peronosporomycetes, Peronosporales, Peronosporaceae. The record is from RefSeq and is a predicted model, not a curated record.
AUGAUCGCGCGCCUCGCUUCAGACGACGAAGAGUCAAUUCCUGCUGUUGUUGUCUUCUCCGUCGAUGUGUUCAACGGACUGUACACUUCGAUAUGUAUGCAGUCGUCGGGUACGUGGUGGGCAUCCUUUUUGAUGAUCGCAUUGAACGGUGGAUAUACGGUACUAUCGAUCCUAGAGAUCAAUCGCGCAGCAGCGUUGCUCAGUAAAUUAGAUCGAAAGAAUGGCAUUGUUCCUCAAGUAUCGCACAGUAUUGUUCCGAUACUCGAUGCCUGUAGCCAUUCUUCGAGUUUACAUAAAACGCAGAGAUGCGCAACCUCUGUUAAAAAGCUCAACGCCGCUGCAUCACAUUCAGGCAAAAUAACUAUUAAGGAGAGUAAACUUGCGAUGGCAUCCAAAUUGCUGUUCUACCUUGAAUAUCGAGCAUUGGUUGGAUACAUCGAAGGCAUCAUUCCGUUAAUGUAUGCUGCCUACCUAUCGAUUCUCGUCAACCUUCCCAGUGCCAAGUAUUAUCCUCACACGCGAAGUCUUUCCUCUGAACAACUAAACACAACUGUUGGCAGUAUCAUGGCCUAUGCAUCGACGGAGAAUCUAUCUCUACUCUGGCUUCAUGUCGUUGUGAAGCGUAAGCUUGGUUUUUCGUUGCUGUACCAGCUUGCGUUUGUCCUGGAGACUGAGGCGGAGUUGUUACAAGGCCGGCUCUUUGUAUGGAUAGUUAUCCUGCUGCAGCUUCCUUUGGUACACUUUGGUGCGGAUUUUGGGUUUGAAUUCAACUGGAUGAAGGACGAGCAGGAUAAUCGGUGAUCAGACAAACGAUGCAAGCAACUGCAAUGAACUCUUUACGGUAAAAAAAAAUGUUAGCUAAAGCUCUUGGAUUGAAAAUGUGAACAGAAGACAUCGAAAACCCACUGAAAUCUCGUAUCG